GCCUGAAAAGGGCAUGGGGAGGAGGGAGGUCCGGGUUCUGGGUGUCGUCUCUUUGGAGUUUGUCACCCGAAUGAGGAUGAAGUGGUUUUUAUUUCAAGAAAUCGGUAAAAAAGAAAGCUCCGUCGCUCCAAAGCUCAGUUGACGGGAAGAGGGGUGUGCCGCUGCGAAAUCGAAAGCGAUCACCCCAAAGACGGGUGAGCCCUAGCACCCCGCGCUCCCCCGUCCCCCUAGGUUGGACCAUGGCUACCCCAAAGCCGAGGAUCCUGCCCUGGCUAGUGUCGCAGCUGGACAGUGGGCAGCUGGAGGGCGUGGCAUGGCUGAACGAGAGCCGCACGCGCUUUCGCAUCCCUUGGAAGCACGGCUUGCGGCAGGAUGCCCAGCAGGAGGACUUCGGCAUCUUCCAGGCCUGGGCCCAGGCCAGCGGUGCUUACACUCCUGGGAAGGAUAAGCCUGACCUGCCCACCUGGAAGAGGAAUUUCAGGUCUGCCUUGAACCGGAAGGAAGUGUUGCGUUUAGCGGAGGACCGGAGCAAGGAUCCCCAUGACCCGCACAAGAUCUACGAGUUUGUGUCCUCAGGAGUUGGGGACUGUCCUGAGCUGGACACCUCUCCAGAAACCGAUGGCAGAUGCAGUACCUCCGAUACCCAGGAAGACAUUCUAGAGUUACUGAGUGACAUGGCCUUGGUCCCAGGUCCAAAUGAGGGGCCCUUGAGCCUGGCCAUGGCCACUGAACAGCCCCCCCAGCUCUUGCUGAGCCCCAGCUUAGACAUCCCUGCUCCCUGCCCAAACUCAGAACCCCCUGAAAACCCACUGAGGCAGCUCCUGGUGCCUGAGGAAGAGUGGGAGUUCGAGGUGACUGCCUUCUACCGGGGCCGCCAAGUCUUCCAGCAGACCAUCUUCUGCCCAAAGGGCCUGCGGCUGGUGGGGUCAGAAGCAGGGGACAAGGCACUGCCUGGGCAGCCGAUCACACUGCCAGACCCUGGAGUGUCCCUUACAGACAAGGCUGUGACAGGCUACGUGAAGCGUGUGCUGAGCUCCCUCGGGGGGGGCCUAGCUCUGUGGAGGGCAGGGCAGCAGCUCUGGGCCCAGAGGCUGGGGCACUGCCACACCUACUGGGCCAUGGGCGAGGAGCUCCUCCCCAGCAGUGGUCACGGGCCUGAUGGCGAGGUCCCCAAGGACAGGGAAGGAGGUGUGUUCGACCUGAAGCCCUUCGUGGCAGGCUCCUGGGCCCCCAGAUCUGAUCGCCUUCAUCGAAGGAAGUGGACGCUCGCCACGCUACACCCUCUGGUUCUGCAUGGGGGAGUCAUGGCCCCAGGAUCAGCCAUGGAUCAAGAAGCUUGUGAUGGUCAAGGUCGUUCCCACGUGCCUCCGGGCCCUGCUGGAGAUGGCACGGGCAGGGGGUGCCUCCUCCCUGGAGAACACGGUGGACCUGCACAUUUCUCACAGCCACCCGCUCUCCCUCACGGCAGACCAGUACAAGGCCUACCUCCAGGACCUGGUCGAGGACAUGGAUUUCUAGGAUCCGGUCGAGGACAUGGAUUUCUAGGUCACUGGGGAGGCCCUUCUCCCUCCCCACAUCAACCAGUAAACUAGUUCUUGCCAUAGUCA
Molecule: messenger RNA, 1607 nt
Organism: Pteropus alecto (black flying fox)
Lineage: Eukaryota; Metazoa; Chordata; Mammalia; Chiroptera; Pteropodidae
Gene: IRF3
Product: interferon regulatory factor 3
Exons: 8
Coding region: 240-1592 (450 amino acids)
Biological process (GO): immune system process; regulation of transcription by RNA polymerase II
Cellular component (GO): nucleus
Molecular function (GO): RNA polymerase II cis-regulatory region sequence-specific DNA binding; protein binding; DNA-binding transcription factor activity, RNA polymerase II-specific
Source: RefSeq, a predicted model, not a curated record